AUGAUGGGUGGAAGUGCAAUAGAUGAUGAUUGGGAGCUUGCUUCCCCAUCCAACGGGGUUCGGACAGUUGUUUUAGUUGGACGCACUGGCAAUGGAAAAAGUGCAACUGGUAACAGUAUUCUUGGAAAAAAGGCCUUCAAGUCAAGGGCCAGUUCAUCUGGUGUUACCAGCACUUGUGAAUUGCAGAGAACUGUAUUGGGAGAUGGUCAAAUUAUCAAUGUCAUUGAUACUCCUGGACUCUUUGAUUUUUCUUCUGGAUCUGAAUUUGUUGGCAGAGAAAUUGUCAAAUGUAUUAAUAUGGCAAAGGAUGGGAUCCAUGCAGUCCUUGUAGUUUUCUCAGUUAGGACCCGCUUUUCACAAGAAGAAGAAGCAGCCCUUCGCAGCUUGCAAACUUUGUUUGGACGUAAGAUACUUGACUAUAUGAUUGUAGUCUUCACUGGGGGAGAUGAGCUUGAAGAUAAUGAUGAGACCUUAGAAGAUUAUUUGGGUCGCGAGUGUCCACAACCUUUAAAGGAAGUUCUCAUGCUGUGUGAGAAUCGACAAGUUCUUUUUGACAACAAAACUAAAGAUUUACUCAAGAGAGCUGAGCAGGUGCAGGAGCUUCUUUCCCUUGUAAACAGGGUCAUAGAACAAAAUGGUGGGCAUCCAUACAGUGAUGAAUUAUUUGCUGAAAUACAGAAAGGGGAAAUGAACUUCCGUGAUCAACAAGAAGAGGUUGAUUCCUUGAAAGGGAAUGUUUCUAUACGAGAAAUAUCAGAUUUUCAGGAGCAGAUGCAAAGGCAAUAUGAAGAGCAGUUGAAACGAGUAACUGAGAUGGUUGAGUUGAAGCUUAAAGAGGCAACUGGUAAUCUUGAGCGGAGGUUGGCAGAGGAGCAAGCUGCACGACUACGGGCAGAACAGACUGCACAAUCAGCGCAAAGGAAAUCAAAUGAAGAAAUUCGCAUGCUUAGAGAGAGUCUAGAGAAAGCUCAUGAGGAGCUCCGUAAGAAGGGAGGGUGUGCCAUUCUAUGA
Molecule: messenger RNA, 1011 nt
Organism: Dovyalis caffra
Lineage: Eukaryota; Viridiplantae; Streptophyta; Magnoliopsida; Malpighiales; Salicaceae
Source: the annotation of a GenBank genome assembly